Messenger RNA from Penicillium lagena, 2187 nucleotides. RefSeq names its product transient receptor potential ion channel family protein. Bases 1 to 2187 code for a protein of 728 amino acids. Lineage: Eukaryota; Fungi; Ascomycota; Eurotiomycetes; Eurotiales; Aspergillaceae. Gene Ontology annotation, biological process: fungal-type cell wall biogenesis; transmembrane transport. The transcript is spliced from 2 exons. The record is from RefSeq and is a predicted model, not a curated record.
AUGCGGUUAAUAUCGCUUCUCACCUACUUCGUCGCCUUCCUGGCGCCGCUGGCGUCAGCGGUCGAUUACAUCGAGUCCGAUGCGCUCAGUGUGUGCAUGGAGAGCAGCAACUUUACGGCAACCUACUUCCACGUGAUGUUCUAUCCCGGAAACAAAACCUUGGAGGUAGAUUUCAAAGGCGUGUCGGCAGUCAAGGGUAAGAUCCUGGCUGAUCUUUCUCUCACUGCCUAUGGCUACACAAUCGUGCAGAAGACCAUCGAUCCCUGCUCCUUCCAGGACCAGGGUGUGCAGUUGUGUCCGAUGCCCGCAGGUGCCAUCAAUCCUCCCCCCAUUCAUAUCCCGAUUCCGGAGUCGACAAUUCAAGGCAUUCCUAGUAUUGCCUACACCGUUCCCGAUCUCGAUGCGGUCGUGCAGGUCGUCCUUCUUAGCAAGGAAACCAAUGAAAAGAUUGCCUGUGUGCAAGCUUCGCUUUCUAACGGCAAAACUGUUUACCAAGAAUCAGUUGCUUGGGUUACCGCCAUUAUCUCCGGUCUAGGCUUAGCAGCCUCCGCCAUCACUUCUGGGCUAGGACAUUCCAACACGGCGGCCCACGUCGCGGCUAAUGCGCUCUCCCUUUUCGGAUUCAUGCAGGGCCAGGCGAUGAUGGGCAUGACUUCCGUUCAUAUGCCCCCGAUUGUGGAAUCAUGGACCCAGAACUUCCAGUGGAGUAUGGGAAUCAUCCAUGUGGACUUUCUCGAAACGAUCUGCACCUGGUAUCAACGAUCCACCGGUGGAACUCCCACGACUCUACUGUCGAAACUUUCGACCACCUCGGUCGAGGUUCUGAAGCGUCGCAAGCGUGACGUGAUUGACCCGAUGAUGGAGACUAUGGUGUCGUUCGCUAAGAGAGGGGUCUCCUAUCUGAUGAGAAGGGACAACUCGGGCACCCAAAGACUCGUCGUUGUCCGGGGUAUUGGUCGUGUUGGAUUCAAGGCUAACAUCGAGGAAACCAACGUCUUCCUAACUGGUCUCAUCUUCUUUGUGGUCUUCGUCGUCAUUGUCAUAAUCAUCGUCACCUCCUUCAAGUGGAUCUGCGAAUUGCUUGUUAAGCAUGGUAAGAUGCAGAGUGACAAGUUCCAAGACUUCCGGAAUGGCUGGAAGGUGGUCCUUCGUGGCAUUCUAUUCCGAUUGUCGCUGAUUGGCUUCCCGCAAAUGGUUGUUCUUUGCAUGUGGGAGUUUACUCAGCGGGACUCGCCCGCUGAGGUCGUCUUGGCGGCGGUGAUGUUCCUAUCCUUGCUAAUCGUGCUUGGAUGGGCGGCACAGAAGGUCAUUCGGUUGGCUAAGCGCUCGGUGAUGCUUCACAAGAACCCGGCCUACAUCCUAUACUCGGAUCCUACCUCCUUGAACAAGUGGGGCUUCCUCUACGUCCAGUACCGUGCGACGGCAUACUACUUUGUUGUGCCAGUUCUAUUCUACAUUCUGAUCAAGGGAAUGUUCAUUGGUCUGAGCCAGCCCGCCCCUGUCGUUCAGACCGUGGCUCUAGUGAUUCUUGAGGCAGGCAUGCUAGUCGGUGUCUCCGUUCUCCGCCCAUGGAUGGAUAAGAAGACCAACGUCUUCAAUAUCUCGAUUGCCGCGGUCAAUUUCCUCAACGCGAUCUUCCUUCUCGUCUUCUCCGAUGUAUUCAACCCGCCCGGCAUGGUGUCCGGUGUUAUGGGUGUCAUCUUCUUCGUCUACAACGCAGUCUUUGCUCUGGUCCUCCUGAUCCUUGUUCUGAUUUCUGCGGGUUAUGCCGUCUUCUCGAAGAACCCGGAUACCCGGUACCAGCCGAUGCGGGAUGACCGUGGCUCCUUCAUCAAGUCGCAAACUCAACUAAACACCGAGUUGGAUGCCUUAGGUGCGACUGCCCGCAACGAGCCCAAGGGAGGAUACCAGAACAACCCGUUUGAGGAUGACCAUGCGUCCAUCUCCAGUGGAAAUGGCGCUAGCGUUCACCCCCACGACGCUCGCCAGCCUCCUGCGUCGCCCGUGGACCCGUCGGUGCCACUCUUCCCCAGCACCCGCGGUCCUCCUCCUGGCUACGACCAGUACCGGGCCGCUUCGCCCUCGCCUCGUUACGAUGGCCCCGUGGGCGCGUCGGCGCUGACGACAACCUACAGAGCUCAAAACAACUCAAGCCCAUGGCAACGAGGAGCUGGGUACGACCACUAA